GGGAUCCCAGCCGCGUUUUCGCGCCGACACGUCACAUGCUCUGAUCCCUCCGCCGGGUCGUACAAGGUCGCAGCCCUGCCCCUCCACACAAAGCCCCUCACUCUCUCUGGACGCCACAGUCGAACACUCCGUGAGGAGGAUCUUGACAGUUUUAGCUUGUCGCUUCCGCCGCAGAGACUGAACCCGGCGUUUAAAAAGUAGUCCCUGACCGCAUUUCCGCGGAGGGAUCGCGGAGGGGGCGGGGCUUCCGAUGACUAUAUAAAGAGACGCCGGGCGUGCCGCAGCUAGUUCCGUUGAGACUGCGAGCUCCGUCUCUUUUGUGAGGACUGCUGCACAACUGCUGACAAUGCAGAUCUUUGUGAAAACCUUAACUGGUAAGACCAUCACCCUGGAGGUCGAGCCCAGUGACACCAUCGAGAAUGUCAAGGCAAAGAUCCAGGACAAGGAGGGCAUCCCCCCUGACCAGCAGAGGCUGAUCUUUGCAGGCAAGCAGCUGGAAGAUGGCCGCACCCUGUCAGACUACAACAUCCAGAAGGAGUCCACCCUGCACCUGGUCCUUCGCCUCAGAGGUGGGAUGCAGAUCUUUGUGAAGACCCUGACAGGCAAGACCAUCACCCUGGAGGUCGAGCCCAGUGACACCAUUGAGAAUGUCAAGGCAAAGAUCCAGGACAAGGAGGGCAUCCCCCCUGACCAGCAGAGGCUGAUCUUUGCAGGCAAGCAGCUGGAAGAUGGCCGCACCCUGUCAGACUACAACAUCCAGAAGGAGUCCACCCUGCACCUGGUCCUUCGCCUCAGAGGUGGGAUGCAGAUCUUUGUGAAGACCCUGACAGGCAAGACCAUCACCCUGGAGGUCGAGCCCAGUGACACCAUCGAGAAUGUCAAGGCAAAGAUCCAGGACAAGGAGGGCAUCCCCCCUGACCAGCAGAGGCUGAUCUUUGCAGGCAAGCAGCUGGAAGAUGGCCGCACCCUGUCAGACUACAACAUCCAGAAGGAGUCCACCCUGCACCUGGUCCUUCGCCUCAGAGGUGGGAUGCAGAUCUUUGUGAAGACCCUGACAGGCAAGACCAUCACCCUGGAGGUCGAGCCCAGUGACACCAUCGAGAAUGUCAAGGCAAAGAUCCAGGACAAGGAGGGCAUCCCCCCUGACCAGCAGAGGCUGAUCUUUGCAGGCAAGCAGCUGGAAGAUGGCCGCACCCUGUCAGACUACAACAUCCAGAAGGAGUCCACCCUGCACCUGGUCCUUCGCCUCAGAGGUGGGAUGCAGAUCUUUGUGAAGACCCUGACAGGCAAGACCAUCACCCUGGAGGUCGAGCCCAGUGAUACCAUCGAGAAUGUCAAGGCAAAGAUCCAGGACAAGGAGGGCAUCCCCCCUGACCAGCAGAGGCUGAUCUUUGCAGGCAAACAGCUGGAAGAUGGCCGCACCCUGUCAGACUACAACAUCCAGAAGGAGUCCACCCUUCACCUGGUCCUUCGCCUCAGAGGUGGGAUGCAGAUCUUUGUGAAGACCCUGACAGGCAAGACCAUCACCCUGGAGGUCGAGCCCAGUGACACCAUUGAGAAUGUCAAGGCAAAGAUCCAGGACAAGGAGGGCAUCCCCCCUGACCAGCAGAGGCUGAUCUUUGCAGGCAAGCAGCUGGAAGAUGGCCGCACCCUGUCAGACUACAACAUCCAGAAGGAGUCCACCCUGCACCUGGUCCUUCGCCUCAGAGGUGGGAUGCAGAUCUUUGUGAAGACCCUGACAGGCAAGACCAUCACCCUGGAGGUCGAGCCCAGUGACACCAUCGAGAAUGUCAAGGCAAAGAUCCAGGACAAGGAGGGCAUCCCCCCUGACCAGCAGAGGCUGAUCUUUGCAGGCAAGCAGCUGGAAGAUGGCCGCACCCUGUCAGACUACAACAUCCAGAAGGAGUCCACCCUGCACCUGGUCCUUCGCCUCAGAGGUGGGAUGCAGAUCUUUGUGAAGACCCUGACAGGCAAGACCAUCACCCUGGAGGUCGAGCCCAGUGUUACCACCAAGAAGGUCAAGCAGGAAGAUAAACGUACCUUUCUCACCACAGUAUCUAGAAAGAGCCCUCCUUGUGCUUGUUCUUGGGUUUGAUGGGGAGGUGUUUUAGUUUUCCCUUUUCAGCUCUUAACAAGUUUCAUUGCACUUUGAAUAAAGUUCUUGCAUUCCCAAAA
This is a messenger RNA of Arvicanthis niloticus (Nile rat), 2175 nucleotides long. Lineage: Eukaryota; Metazoa; Chordata; Mammalia; Rodentia; Muridae. The record is from RefSeq and is a predicted model, not a curated record.